Tribolium madens (black flour beetle) is the source of this 1613-nucleotide messenger RNA. RefSeq names its product S-phase kinase-associated protein 2 (gene Skp2). Lineage: Eukaryota; Metazoa; Arthropoda; Insecta; Coleoptera; Tenebrionidae. The transcript is spliced from 7 exons. Gene Ontology annotation, biological process: SCF-dependent proteasomal ubiquitin-dependent protein catabolic process. The record is from RefSeq and is a predicted model, not a curated record. The coding region runs from base 112 to 1476 and encodes 454 amino acids. Gene Ontology annotation, cellular component: SCF ubiquitin ligase complex. Gene Ontology annotation, molecular function: protein binding.
UCACUUGACGGGGGGCGCCUGAAUUUUUUGUUUGGAGGUAAAAUAUAAGUAAAGUGAUGUGUUGAUAAUGCUGUGAUUAAUUAAGUUUCUUAAUCCAAAUUACAAUUAACGAUGGAUACACAACGGAUUUUGUCGUCUGUCGAUGUCGACAUUGAUAGAUCUCCAGUUUGUAAAAGAGCCCGGUAUGAUAUGGACUUACCUGACACAAAUCGGUGGACUUUAAGUAAAAAUGAGUUAAUUCUACAUUCGGUUUACGACUCUGGAGUUGAAAGACUAGUGAGUGAUUCUGAAUUUGCUCUUGAAAAAGAACUGAAACGUCAUAAUGUUAAAUCGGGGGCUGCUAGUGAAACCCCUACUAGCAAAGUCGAACAAAUUGCGAUAUUGGAAGCCUCACUGCCGGAGAAUACGCUGCAAAAGCUUUCUAUGGGAGAGUUGGAUAAUAUUAUGUUUCACGAUGAGAAAAAGUCUUGUAAUAAUAGUAACAUAAAUUAUUUCGACUUGUUAUCAGAUGAAGUGAUAUUACACAUAUUUCAAAAGUUAUCAAAAACUCAACUAGGUAAUGUGGCUUUGGUUUGCAGAAGAUUUAGUCAAUUGGUGGAGGACGAGAGUUUGUGGACCCGAAUGGAUAUUUCAAACAGGUCGUUGGAAAAGGGCGCCAUGGGUACAAUAUUGAGCAGACAAGUGAUUAUUUUAAAAAUGUCUAAAACAAGAGUAAUGGACCCACCGAUUUUACCAAAUGUCAAAGCAUCUCUUCCUGAUUAUCGUUGCCGCUUAAUGUAUUUAGAUCUCACAAUGGCAUCAGUAUCACCCCCAAGCCUUGUAACAAUUUUUAACCAAUGUAGAAGGCUGAAAAAACUAAGUUUAGAAAGUGUUCCAAUUGAUGACAGUGUUCUUGUGGCCCUUUCAGCCAAUAGGGAGCUUGAAGUUCUUAAUUUGGCGAUGGCAUCGGGAAUUGGUGUUGACGGAUUGAGAUAUUUAUUAACAAAUUGUAGAAAAAUACGAGAGCUAAAUUUGUCUUGGACGUAUUUAAAUUCAGUCAGUAUUGACUUGGUUUGUGAAAAUUUGCCCCCAACUGUGGACAGAUUCAAUUUCUCAGGAUGUAGAAAAUUAUUAGAUGACCAAAAUGUGGUUCAAAUUGUUGCAAAUUGUCCCAAUCUUCGUGAACUAGAUUUAUCAGACUGUACUUCCAUAACUGGUGAUGCUGUGAAAAAGUUGACUGUGUUAGAUGAAUUAAAUUUCUUGUCGUUAUCACGAUGUUAUCUCAUUCCUUAUCGGUCGCUCCUCGUUUUAAAGAAAAUGAAAAGUUUGGCAUAUUUAGAUGUCCAUGGAAGUUACAUAAACGAUGACGAAUUUAAAGUCAUCAAGAACGGUUUAGGAGCCAACGUCAACAUAAAUAAAUUUAAAUUUAGUUCAAUUGCAAGACCAUCAGUGGGAGUGAAAAAAUCAAAAAUUUGGAAUAUGAAAAUUAAAGAUUAGUAUUUUAUUUAUACAGCGAAUUGUGAUGUAAUUUUUAAGUUUUUCCUAGUAUUUUUGGGACCAGUAAGUGCCUUUUUGAGGAUAUGAUUGAUUUAAUUGUAUUUUUACCGGGAGUUAAUAAAUAAUUAAACUAAAAA